Nelumbo nucifera (sacred lotus) is the source of this 1657-nucleotide messenger RNA. RefSeq names its product transcription factor TCP20. The record is from RefSeq and is a predicted model, not a curated record. Gene Ontology annotation, cellular component: nucleus. Lineage: Eukaryota; Viridiplantae; Streptophyta; Magnoliopsida; Proteales; Nelumbonaceae. Gene Ontology annotation, molecular function: sequence-specific DNA binding; DNA-binding transcription factor activity.
AGAGUUUUAAACAGAGGUAAAUUUUGAAAGGGGUGGGUAUCUUGGGAUUUCAGUUUGUAAAUUUUCCCUUCUUUUUGUCUUUUAAACAAGCAGGAGCUCAUUCCUUGCCAAAAACAGUGAAAACCCAUGAAAGUCUAGGCCUUUUCAGGUCACCUUCUUCAAUCAAAGAGGCCCUUUUUCCCUUGUUGUCAUGGAUCCCAAGGGCUCCAAGCAGCCUCAAGAGGUGCCCAAGUUCUUGAGUCUCCCACAACCAGAUAUGGGAGAUAACAAGCCUGCAGAAAUCAAGGAUUUCCAGAUUGUGAUUGCAGAGAAAGACGAGGGGAAGAAGCAGUUAGCGCCUAAGAGGAGCUCCAACAAAGAUAGGCACACAAAGGUGGAUGGGAGGGGGAGAAGAAUAAGGAUGCCUGCUCUCUGUGCUGCUAGGAUUUUCCAGUUGACAAGAGAAUUGGGGCACAAAUCUGAUGGGGAGACUAUACAGUGGCUUUUACAGCAAGCUGAGCCAUCGAUUAUCGCUGCCACGGGCACCGGAACCAUCCCAGCCUCUGCGCUUGCUGCUGCAGGGGGCUCUGUCUCACAACAGGGAAGCUCUGUUUCGGCCGGCUUGCAUUCGAAGAUCGACGAGUUGGGACCCGGUGUCGGGUCCGGCAGUAGGACCAAUUGGAGUGUGAUGGGGAGUAAUUUGGGCAGAUCCCAUGUGGCCACAGGCCUAUGGCCCUCUGUCGGUGGUUUUGGGCCGGGGUUUGUUCCUGCUUCAGCUCCUUCAACAUCGAAUUUGGGCACCGAAAGUUCAAAUUACUUGACUAGAAUUGGGUUCCACGGUUUUGAAUUGCCAGGCUCCAAUCUAGGUCCAGUUGCUUUUAGCUCAAUUAUGGGUGGGAACAACCAGCAUCUUCCGGGUUUAGAGCUUGGGCUUUCGCAAGAUGGUCAUAUUGGGGUUUUGAAUCCGCAGGCUUUGAACCAGUUUUACCAGCAGAUGGGACAGGCUCGAAGCGGUGGCCCUAUGCAUCAACAACAGUCACAGCAGCAGCAACAGCAGCAACAACAACAGCAACAGCAACAACCGCCUGCCAAAGAUGAUUCUCAAGGGUCAGGACACUAGGGAAGUUGGAGAGUUGGAAGAGUUUCGAGGUUUUGAGGAAGUGGGAGAAAUAGCACAUCCGAGAAGCUGAGUCUUUUCUCUACUGGUUUCUUUUCUGUAUAUUUGCAAAAGCCGGGGGAAGAGUGAUUUUUGAAUUCAGUCUUUUUAUGGAAUUGGGUCAUAGGGACUGGAUUUUGAGUAUUGGGUAUUGUGUCUGCCCUUCUUUCUCUCCAAAGCUUCAUCCAUUUCUCCAAAUACAGGAUGUGCAGAUGGAACUAUGCAGAACUGAAUAGCUUGGGAUUGAACUUAAUUUCUUGGUUAUUUCAAGGUGUGUUGAUAAUGUGUAAGCGAUCUUUGAUUAUUUGUUUUUGUUAGGCCUAGAAAGAGUGGUAAUCAGCUUGUUUGUGAAAAUAAACUGAGUUUUAUAAUCAUACUUUAUUCGAUUUUCUGUUGGAGCUGGCAAGGUACUUGAUUUCCUUAGAUUUUUUUUUUUUUUUUUUUUUUUUUUGUUGUUGUUGUUGAACGGAAGGGGCAGAUUACUCAUGAAAUAUUGCUGCUGAUGCACACUAUUUGGCAUUC